CCUUGCCCGCCGACGUCUCGAUCGAUCGAUUGAUUUUGGCUCCACUCGCGUACGCAUAAAAACCCCCUCUCUCUCCACACACACCAUCACCGCGCGCGCAGCACUCGCAGGAGAGGAUCGAGUUAACCAAGUACGAAGCGAGUAGUUAGCGGGCGAGUACGUGGUGUUUGUCAUGGAGGACGAGGCGACGUCGGUGGCGGCGCCGCUGCUGCGGCCGCGCGGCGGCGUUGACGCGGAGGCGGUGAAGCAGCAGCUGUGGCCGGCCGGCGCGAGGGUGGCGGGGGAGUGGUGGGUGGAGUCGAAGAAGCUGUGGCGCGUCGUCGGGCCGGCCAUCUUCCAGCGGAUCGCGCUGUACGGGAUCAACGUCGUCUCGCAGGCGUUCAUCGGCCACAUGGGCGACCUCGAGCUUGCCGCCUUCUCCAUCGCCUCCACCGUCGUCGCCGGCUUCAACUUCGGUUUCCUGCUGGGCAUGGCGAGCGCGCUGGAGACGCUGUGCGGGCAGGCGUUCGGCGCCAAGAAGUACCACAUGCUGGGCGUGUACCUGCAGCGGUCGUGGCUGGUGCUCCUCAUGUUCGCCGUCGCGCUGACGCCGACGUACGUGCUCAUGGAGGACCUGCUGCUGCUGAUCGGGCAGCCGGCCGACCUCGCCAGCCUCGCCGGCAAGAUGAGCGUCUGGCUGCUGCCGCAGCACUUCGCCAUGGCGAUGCUGCUCCCGCUCACGCGGUUCCUGCAGUCCCAGCUCAAGAACUGGGUCACCGCGGUCACCGCCGGCGUCGCGCUCGCGCUCCACCUCGUGAUCACCUACCUGCUCGUCAACACCCUCCACCUGGGCCUCCUCGGCGCCGUCGCCGCCGCCAACGUGGCGUGGUGGAUCGUCGUGCUGGGGCAGUUGGUCUACGUCGUCGGCGGCUGGUGCCCGCUGUCGUGGAAGGGAUUCUCCAUGGAAGCGUUCGCCGACUUCUGGGAGUUCAUCAAGCUCUCCUCGGCCUCCGGGGUGAUGCUUUGCUUGGAGAACUGGUACUACAGGGUGUUGGUGUUGCUUACAGGGUACCUGAAUAACGCUGAAAUCGCUGUGGAUGCACUCUCCAUAUGCUUGACGAUCAACGGAUGGGAGAUGAUGAUUCCUUUUGGCUUCUUGGCUGCAACUGGCGUGCGGGUGGCAAACGAGCUCGGCGCCGGCAGCGGCAAGGGCGCGCGGUUCGCCAUCGUGGUGUCCGUCACCACCUCCGUGGCGAUCGGCCUCGUCUUCUGGUGCCUCAUCAUUGCCUACAACGACAAGAUCGCUCUCCUCUUCUCGUCGAGCAAGGUGGUGCUCGACGCCGUCAGCGACCUGUCCGUGCUGCUCGCCUUCACCGUCCUCCUCAACAGCGUGCAGCCCGUCCUCUCAGGUGUGGCCAUUGGCUCAGGGUGGCAAGCACUCGUAGCCUACGUCAACGUCGGUAGCUACUACUUGGUCGGAGUUCCCAUCGGUGCCAUAUUGGGCUGGCCAUUGCAUUUCGGAGUUGGGGGAAUUUGGUCCGGGUUGAUUGGUGGCACAGCUGUUCAGACACUGAUAUUAGCCUAUCUCACUAUCAGCUGUGAUUGGGAUGAAGAGGCAAAGAAAGCAAGUACAAGGAUGGAAGUAUGGGCCAGCUCAAAAUGAAGCAACCAAGUACCAACAGUGUGUUGGUGAGGUUUCUUGGACACACAAAGGGGGCACUUCAGUGGGCAGCAGAAGAACCGCAACUUCUGCUCAGUACAAAGAGGCAAACCAUCAGAAUAGAUCAAGAAGACGAGAACAUUUUGGAAGGCAUAGCUGGUGUUUCACAUAUAGACAUAUUCACGUUACCUUAGGCUGCAGACAGCCAGUUUCUGAAGACGCUCGUUUGCCAAGAGAACAUUGGAGAAGAGUGCAGAGGCUUGCGUAGGGUGAUAGUAUGUGUGAGUUGGGAUUAUAUUUAUUAGCCUUGUAACCUGAAAUUUGCACUCGGUUGCAAGUUGCGACAUGUAAGCACUGAGUAUACUAUUUAAUGGAUAUUGCAACUGCAA
Molecule: messenger RNA, 2028 nt
Organism: Oryza sativa Japonica Group (Japanese rice)
Lineage: Eukaryota; Viridiplantae; Streptophyta; Magnoliopsida; Poales; Poaceae
Product: protein DETOXIFICATION 27
Biological process (GO): xenobiotic detoxification by transmembrane export across the plasma membrane
Cellular component (GO): membrane
Molecular function (GO): xenobiotic transmembrane transporter activity; antiporter activity
Source: RefSeq, a predicted model, not a curated record